GCGCUCAGGAUCCGCUGCCCGAGACAGCCUGGGAGAAAGACGCUCCGGGAGCCUCGACGCACAAACUCACCGUCCGAAAAUGACCGUAGAAAGAAUAUUCGACGAGCUCGGACAUUUCAAUAGAUAUCAGGCAUGUCUUUACUUUGCAGCAGUCUUCCAGGCCAUAGCAUGUGGGAUCCACUACCUGGCCUCUGUCUUCUUAGUGCAGACACCAAACUUUGUGUGCAGCGUGCCCGGCAACAUCACCGAUGUCCUAUAUGGUAACCUGACGGGAUUUAGUUUGGAAGACAUCCUGCCAAUCUUCAAGUCAGACACUGGGCCCUUGGUGGUGAGGACGGCUGAAGGAGAACAGUGGGAGCUCAGCCGGUGCCGCUGCGCCCUGCGCAUUAACCCCAAAAACUUUACAUAUGACUUUGAUGGAAACAAAACAGUGAAAGCCUGCGAUGGGAACUUUGUUUACGACCUCACUGAAAUUCACCAAAGCAUAGUGACGGACUGGGACUUGGUGUGUGAGAACGAGUGGCUGGCCAAGAUGUGCCAGCCCACCUUCAUGCUGGGAGUACUGGUCGGAGCGCUGGUGUUUGGAGACAUUGCUGACAGAGUUGGUCGUGUGAGGAUCCUGAUGUUCACCAGCCUCUGUCAGUUUGGGUUUGGGGUGUCUGUAGCGUUUUCUGGACACUAUUAUUUCUUUCUAGUGCUCCGCUUCCUCCUUGCCAUGGUGUCUAGUGGCUACCUCGUGGUGGUGUUUGUCUACGUCACAGAGUUCACUGGCAUCAAGGUGCGCACAUGGACCUCUAUGCACGUGCAUGCUGCCUUUGCUGUCGGCAUCAUGGUGGUGGCUCUGACCGGUUACCUGGUGCGGGUCUGGUGGAUCUACCAGAUCAUCCUCUCCACAUGCACCUCGCCCUUCCUGCUCCUUUGCUGGAAGUUCCCUGAAACACCUUUUUACUUGAUGGCCAAGGGCCGCUACAAGGAAACUCAGACCCUGCUGGACGCAAUAGCCCGCUUCAACGGCCUUGAAUGCCGGCUGAAGGUGCAGGAGCUUCUGGAACCAGAGGAGAGGGAGAACGGCAAAGCUCUGCUGGAGGAGGCAGAGCAGCAGCCAUUGCAGUCUGAGAAGAAGCUGUCCAUCCUGGAUCUGUUUGGCAGCUGGAGAAUGGCGAGACGUACAUGCACAGUGUGGGCCAUCUGGUUCAUCGGCAGCCUGGGCUACUACGUUUUCUCUUUGGGCUCAGUCAACCUAGGAGGAAACCAGUAUGUUAACCUCUUCCUGGCUGGUGCAGUGGAGCUCCCCUCUUAUUUGGUUGGCUGCUUUGCAAUGGACCGGAUUGGCAGGAAGAAGACUUGUGCCCCAGCUCUGCUCCUGGCCGGGGUCGCUUGUUUGCUCAUCAUUGUGGUACCUGCUGACAUUGAGGCACUGGCUAUCGCUCUCUGUAUGACAGGGAAGUUUGCCAUCGCCAUUGCGUUUGGUCUCAUCUACCUGUACACCUGUGAGCUUUACCCAACCAUCAUCAGGUCUCUGGCAGUGGGUAGUGGUAGUACGAUGUGCCGUGUUGGCAGUGUGGUGGCCCCCUUCUGCGUGUACCUGGCUGAUGUCUGGACCUACCUACCUCAGCUCAUCGUGGGAAUCCUGGCAUUCAUUAUCGGAGUGCUGACAUUAUUGUUGCCUGAGACCCUGGGCAGACCUCUAACAACUACUUUGGAAGAGGCUGAAGCUCUGGGACGCGAGCCCAGCAAGAAGAACUCAGCCCUGGGCAAUAAAGAUGCUGAGGACAGGAUGUAGGUGAACCAACAUGAAGCCAAGGCCUGAAUUGUACGCUACUGGAAAACCAGAGAGACAGAGAAGCUUUGGAAAAAAAGAAAUGAAGGAAAGAGAAAGGAGGGGACAACUGCCAAAAACUAAAAUAGUAACAGCUGAUUUUGUGGCUUGUUGAAAAUAAAAUGGAAAAAAAACAUUGUGUUUUAUCAGAACGUGUUUAAAUGAUGUGUUUGUUGACAUUUCUUCUGCAAGUGGCAAAUAUUUCAGUUAUUUAAGGGUCCUGAGACAUUACACAAACUGCAUAUUAUUAUCUAAACUGCUUCAGUAGGUGAAAGUUGUACCAUAAAAUGUGAUGGAUGUUUACAGUGGACAGUUUGAGUGAUAAUUGAACUGUUUUCUUUUGUUUUCUUUUUCAAAUUAGUACAGCUAUCCUGUUUGUUCUUUAAACGUGUAUGAUCUCAGCAAUGAACUUUGUGAAUACAACAUUGUUGGUAGGACAGAUUGCUAAAACUGCAAAAAUAAGACCUAAAUUGUAUUAAACUGGAAUUCUUUUUUUAAAGGAAGUGAGCAUGAGUAUGCACUGUGAUUUAGUUACUUCUCUACAGUAAUCAUAAGUAUAGAACAUGGCUUAGCCUCUAUUUCUGGAACAUAUAAUAUUGAAGCAUGCAGAGUCUAUGUUUUUCUAAGUGCCUUAGUUUUCAUUUUAAAGUCACCUUUUUAUUAUCUUUAACUCUAUUUUUAUUUUUUAAAUCUCAGGGCAUCUAGUUUUAGAUAUCACUGUGAAAUAAUAUAGAGUAAUACUACAUUACAAUCAUGGUCAAGAGUCAAGAUGUGAUCUCCAAAUGUUUGGACCAAAGACAGGAAUGAACCAUUACAGUGUGGAGAUGUAUUCACCUGCUUUGCAAUGUUGUAGUACACUACUAAUAUGUUUUGGUUUCAUGACAAUCAACUGAUAUUCUAACAGUGACGACAAACAGUAGGUGUUGAAAGUGCUCAGGUUCAGUAUUCAAUUCUGAACAGCUCUAGAAUCAAGAGUAUGAUUUUUUUGCAUGAAUAGUUUGUUUUAUUUCUUUAUGGACAAGUAAAUAAAAUGGCCAACACUGAGGUUGUUGGCCUCUUCUUUACUACA
This is a messenger RNA of Perca flavescens (yellow perch), 2888 nucleotides long. RefSeq names its product solute carrier family 22 member 16 (gene slc22a16). Gene Ontology annotation, cellular component: membrane. The record is from RefSeq and is a predicted model, not a curated record. Gene Ontology annotation, biological process: transmembrane transport. Bases 80 to 1783 code for a protein of 567 amino acids. Gene Ontology annotation, molecular function: transmembrane transporter activity. The transcript has 8 exons. Lineage: Eukaryota; Metazoa; Chordata; Actinopteri; Perciformes; Percidae.